AGUUCAGGUGCUUUGUUUACAAACAAGACGCUCGCGGCUGUCAAAGUCUAACAAUGCGUUUUAAACAGGCUCAUCCUGUAAAGAGAGUCUUGAAGAAUGGUAGAUAUUCACCUACAGCCCUGUACAACGCAUAUAAGUUUGUGAAGGAGAACGGCACGCCCAUAAAAACUGCUGCUAGGCAGUAUGGAGUUCCACAUUCUACCUUGCGUGAUCGGGUUAAAGGACGCAUUGACCCUGAAGCAUUAAAACCUGGUCCUGCUCCACUCUUCAGUCAGGAACAAGAGGCCAAAUUUGUCGACCACAUCAAAACCAUGGCUCAGCUAGGUUAUGGCUUUACAAUUAGUGAAGUGGUAGAUAAGGCCAGCAACUAUGCAGUGUAUCUGGGUAAGAGGCCUAAGGACAAGCCUCUUAGCAUAAAGUGGUUCAAAGGAUUCAGGGAUAGGUGGCCAGAAAUACGUGUUAUCAAACCGAGAGCCCUUUCUAACUACAGGGCUGCAUCUACAAGCCAAGCAGCAGUCAGUGAUUAUUUCAAAAAUUUGCAAGCCGUUCUUGAAGCCAGUAAUUUGAUGGACAGGCCAGAAUGCAUUUAUAACAUUGACGAAAAAGGUGUUCAAACUGAGCAUGUUCCUCCUUAUAUUGUCAGUGGCCAUUCUAGAGUACCUUCCAUCACAUCAUCAAGAUCAUCUGUAACUACAAUAAUAGGAUGUGGAAAUGCCAUUGGGACACAGAUUCCACCUUAUUUUGUUUUCAAAGGACAACGUAUGAGUGACGACCUCUUAGCUGGAACAACUCCAGGUUCUGAUGGAACCAUGUCACCUUCUGGAUGGUCCAAUUCUACUGUUUUUCUUAAAUACUUGCAGUCACACUUCAUAAAGUACAUCCAGCGUGCAGACCAGCACCAACCAAUACUAAUCAUUUUGGAUGGACACAAAUCUCACAUAAACCUACCAGUGCUAGAAUGGGCCAAGAGAAAUAAUGUAAUUAUUUUUGUUUUACCUGCUCACACAAGCCAUGUUCUGCAGCCACUGGACGUUGGCUGCUUCGGUCCAUUACAAAGGAUUUAUAAUGCCAGCUGUCAUCGGUUUCUUAGACAAAAUCCAGCAUCUAAAAUCACAAGGUACAAUGUGUCUUCUCUUGCCUCUACUUCAUAUGUAGCUGCCAUGUCGAAUUCAAACCUGAGAUCUGCAUUCCAGAAGACUGGAAUAUUCCCAUUUAAUAGUAAUGCAGUAAGUCCAGAUCAGUUCAUACCAUCUGAACCAUACUGUGACACAUCAAAUGAGAAUAAAUCAAUCUUACAAGAUGAAAACCUACCUGAACCAGACACUGAUGCUUUCUUUCAUUCUGAAAGAAGUGUAAUCGAUAAGAAAAAAGAUUACAACCAAUCUGCAAAGAAGAGCACCCUUAGCAAUCUUGUAUCUGGCAAAGUUAUUACCAACCCUCUUGUUGAAGCAGAACUUGUUAAAAACAUCAACAAUAAAUUACCAGAAACCAGUAUGUCUUCAAAAAGGACAAAAUCUAGUCAACCUGUUAAAUCAGUAAAGAAAUCUCUACCAAAUAACAAGUUAGUAUAACCAGAACCAGUUCCAGGACCGUCUCAUAUUAACUUGGUGAAUUCUAGUGCUUCUGAUGUGAG
Messenger RNA from Mercenaria mercenaria, 1633 nucleotides. RefSeq lists its product as uncharacterized. The coding region runs from base 54 to 1571 and encodes 505 amino acids. Gene Ontology annotation, molecular function: DNA binding. Gene Ontology annotation, cellular component: nucleus. Lineage: Eukaryota; Metazoa; Mollusca; Bivalvia; Venerida; Veneridae. The record is from RefSeq and is a predicted model, not a curated record. The transcript is spliced from 2 exons.